Messenger RNA from Schizosaccharomyces cryophilus OY26, 232 nucleotides. RefSeq names its product 40S ribosomal protein S29. NCBI's taxonomy places the organism in Eukaryota, Fungi, Ascomycota, Schizosaccharomycetes, Schizosaccharomycetales, Schizosaccharomycetaceae. The coding region runs from base 11 to 181 and encodes 56 amino acids. Gene Ontology annotation, biological process: translation. The record is from RefSeq and is a predicted model, not a curated record. Gene Ontology annotation, cellular component: ribosome; cytosolic small ribosomal subunit. The transcript is spliced from 3 exons. Gene Ontology annotation, molecular function: structural constituent of ribosome; zinc ion binding.
CACACGCAAAAUGGCUCACGAAAACGUUUGGAACUCUCACCCUCGUAGAUUUGGUAAGGGCAGCAGACAAUGUGCUCACACUGGUCGCCGUCUUGGUUUGAUCCGCAAGUACGGUUUGAACAUCUCUCGUCAAAGUUUCCGUGAGUUCGCCAACGACAUUGGCUUUUACAAGUACCGUUAAAAUUUAAUGACGGUAGUCAUAUUGUCUAAAUAAAAUCGCGUGCAAUACGGA